Peronospora matthiolae is the source of this 2568-nucleotide messenger RNA. The record is from the annotation of a GenBank genome assembly. Lineage: Eukaryota; Oomycota; Peronosporomycetes; Peronosporales; Peronosporaceae.
AUGCCGGACGCGCAACAGCGGAAGCUGGCAUUGCAACCUUUCGACGGAAAGGAGCUCUACCACGGCCUUGGCUGUGGAUUCAUGGAGUGGGGCAAAGAAUUUGUCAGACAAGUCGGGUUUGCUGAGCAAGCGUGUGGUUUCGUGUGGCCAGAGGACAUCAAGGUUGAUGUUCUAGGUCAGCACCUAGCCGGCAAGGCACAGACCUACUAUCGUCGUCAAGUGGAAACGUGGUGGUUUGAAAACCAAACCCUGGAACAUGCGAUGCAGAGACUACUGCAGACGUUCACGACGAAGAUCUCGCCAGCACAAAGCAUGGAGUUGUUCACAGCACCCAAGGCAUCCCAUCGAAACUGGACAGACCAUUUUCUGUACUUGACGGCCGUCAGUGACGCCUGUGGAGGUGCAGACAACCUUGUGCUGGACAACAUCGUCCAUUAUGCUGACCCACACAUGCGAACGACGAUGUUGUCCAGAUUGGACAUUCAUCGCACCGAUUACCUGCGGCAAGCAGAAGAGUUGGCGCAAUUUGCCCAAUCGACGGAGGUGGACACUCACUCGAAGAUUUUUGGACGCGAUGUGGUGAACACUGUCGAGGUUGCGCGGGAGUUCAAGGACAAACGCAAAUCAAGACCGUCGCUAUCACGCACCGACACCCGGACUUGUUUCAAAUGUGGAGAAGUGGGUCACAUUCGUUCGAGGUGCCCCAAAAUGAAGAAGAAGCCCUCGGGUGCAAAUUUCGUUUUCGCGGUUGGUCGCGGUGCGAGUCGCUCGCCCGGACAAUGGAUUCUCGACAGCGGUUCGAGUAGACAUUUGGUCAAUGACCCGAGUCUGCUGACUGAUCCGAUUGAUUGCCGCAGCGAGUGCAUGACUGCAGCCACUGAUGGAAGUGCGCUGCGGAUCACCCUACAGGGAACUGUAGACAUCCAAGUCGUUGCACUUGGAGUCGUGAACACAGUGAGGCUCCUCAAUGUUCAGUAUGCGGAGAACCUCGAGCGUAACAUCCUUUCCUACGGAUUGCUCGAGGCAAAAGGUUGCGUACUUGAAUAUCGAGGAGGGAGGCGCGUGUUGUCUUCCGGUACGGGCGGUGCACCCAUCAUGGAUGUCGAAUGCUGCAACAAUGUGUUGGUUGUCGCGGUGACAAAUCACAGUGAUCGUAAUUCCAAGCCACCACAAGCGGCACUGAUGACUGUCGUCAACCCACCUGAAUACGAAUCCGAUUCGGAUGUUCUAUGCGGUACCUUGAUGGACUUUCAUCGACGUUUAGGACACCUUUGUUUCGACACGAUCGUCAAGAUGGCGAACGAUCCGGCAUCAUGCAUCCGACUGACUGAUUCGACACGUCAGAAGUGUCUGGCCUGUGCCCAGGGAAAACAGACCAAGGGAGCCCAGUCGAAGAGAGAUACAGGCGCGAAUUCUCCAAUCGACGCGAUCGGGGGAGUCAUUUGUUCGGACCUUAAGGGUCCCAUGACCCCCCGAGAUCGUUUGGGAAAUCGGUACAUGGUCAACUUCAUCGACCACCGUUCGAGUUACUGUCGAAUAUUUUUGGCCAAGUCGAAGAAUGCAGCCGCGUUAAAGUUCAAGCUCUUCAUGGCAAACUUCGAGCGCGAGUUCAAUUGCAAGGUUCAUGUCUUACGCACCGAUGGAGGUGGCGAAUACAAGACACUCGAUAUUUUCUGCUCUUCGGAAGGCGUCUUGCGUCAAGUAAGCGAGGCGAAAAACCAAGCAAGCAACGGCAAGGCUGAACGGAUGCACCGCACCGUCAUGAACAUGGUGCGGAGUAUGAUCUUUGCAUCAAACCUGCCGCUCUCAUUUUGGGGUGAUGCUGCAGAGUACGCCUCGUACAUAUUGAAUCGAAGCAAAACCAAGUCCAACCCCGGAUGUGCAUCGCCCUUGGAGAUCCUGACAGGCAAGGCUCCCGUGCUGACAGACAUUGUGGCCUUUGGUUCAACAUGCACUGCGCACAGAGACCCGAAGAACAAGUCACUCGGUGAACGAGGCAAGGCGGGCAUCGUCAUUGGGCGAGGCAGCGAAACGAAGGGAUACAAGGUGUACAUCCCAGUGGAUAAGGUGGUCGUGGUGACUCAACAUGUUCAAAACAUUGAAGCACCACAGGAUGACCAGGAUGAGAGAAAGACCUGUCCAGACACGGCACGACGUCAGGAGGAGCUAGGCCCUGAUCAUCAGGCGGAUGAAGAAGAUCGGCAAGAUGGUGUGAAACGUGCGAAGCAGGUCAGAAAAGGUCGAAAGUCGACAUGGACCAGAGAGCGACAUGGGACAAGAUCGACAACGUCAAGUCAACCAAAGGUGGUUGAAGUGCACACCUCGGUGGACGGUUGCGACAUCGUGAACGCGAUCGUCGAGCAAGACCCGAAGCACUAUGGUGAGGCAAUGAAGAGUGGACAACGCGACCAAUGGCAGGCAGCCAUGACCGAAGAAUUGGACGCACUCGAGGCGAACGACGUCUGGAAGAUCGUAGUGCCACCAAGAAAUGCACACGUGUUGCACAACAAGUGGGUCUACAAAACAAAGACCGACGCGAACGGAGAUAUCGAGCGAUACAAGGCUUGA